This is a messenger RNA of Dunckerocampus dactyliophorus (ringed pipefish), 2169 nucleotides long. RefSeq names its product calumenin b (gene calub). Gene Ontology annotation, cellular component: endoplasmic reticulum. The transcript has 7 exons. NCBI's taxonomy places the organism in Eukaryota, Metazoa, Chordata, Actinopteri, Syngnathiformes, Syngnathidae. Gene Ontology annotation, molecular function: calcium ion binding. The record is from RefSeq and is a predicted model, not a curated record. Bases 350 to 1306 code for a protein of 318 amino acids.
GACCUUAGAUAUAGAAGUUGUUAGCUUUAAAGGCCAUGUUUAACAUUUAGGGAUCGGCAUACACAAUAUAAGAAGUUAUUAUAUGUGUUACAUAUACUAAGUGGAUGUUUACAAAAUGUUGGUAAUGCUACGUUAGGGUUACCGGUCAAAUGUAGCACCUAACAUUGAACAUAACGGUAACUCGGAAAUACCCCGCUACAAGCCCAACGUCAACUGGGACAGGCUCCAGCAUACCCCCGCGACUAUAGUGGGGAUAAGCGGCAUAGAAGAUGGACGGUAACUCGGGAACGAACUGUUGGUCCUAACUGGGAAUAGAGUAAAUCUCUCAAGGGCGAGAGGGUCUGCAUACAUGAGCAGGAUGGAGCUACGGCCGUUUCUCAUGUGCUUUGCGCUUUGCGUGGUUUACGCCACAAGCAAGCCUACUGAGAAGAAGGAUCGCAUUCACCAUGAUGAGCCCCUCAGCAACAGAGAGCAUGAUGACGGCGAGAACUUUGACUAUGACCAUGAGGCCUUUCUGGGACAAGAGGAGGCCAAGACAUUCGAUCAGCUCACUCCGGAGGAGAGCAAGGAGCGACUUGGCAUGCUGGUGGAGCGUAUAGAUGAAGAUAAGAAUGGCUUUGUGACUGUGGAGGAGAUGAAGAAGUGGAUCAAACACGCACAGAAGAGGUGGAUUUACGAGGAUGUGGAUAGACAGUGGAAGAGUCACGACCUCAACGGUGACAACGUGGUGUCGUGGGAGGAGUAUAAAAACGCCACAUAUGGAUACAUUCUCGAUGACCCCGAGCCUGAUGAUGGCUUCAGCUACAAACAGAUGAUGUCCCGUGAUGAGAGGAGAUUCAAGAUGGCUGACCAGGACAAUGACAUGAAAGCCAACAAAGAGGAGUUCACAGCCUUCCUUCACCCUGAGGAAUAUGACCACAUGAAAGACAUUGUGGUGCUGGAAACUAUGGAGGACAUCGACAAGAAUGGAGAUGGUUUAAUUGACCUUGACGAGUACAUUGGUGACAUGUACAACCAGGAGAAUGAUGCCACAGAACCUGAGUGGGUGAAGACCGAGAGAGAACAGUUCAGUGAAUUCAGAGACAAAAACAAUGAUGGGAAAAUGGAUAAGGAGGAGACCAGAGACUGGAUCUUGCCCAAUGACUACGACCAUGCAGAAGCCGAGGCCAAGCACCUGGUGUAUGAGUCAGACGCAGACAAAGACGGCCAACUAACAAAGAGUGAAAUCGUGGACAAGUACGAUCUGUUUGUGGGCAGCCAGGCAACCGACUUUGGAGAAGCCCUGACUCGACAUGAUGAGUUCUAAAAUGUACCCGUCCACAAAGACCUUUUGUUCUUAACUUCUUUUGACAGUGGACUUCUCUCUUUUUUUAAACACAACGGGGUCACCUUUGCUGUGGACAGAUAAUUUAUUUGAUUUGUUGAAUGUGUCCCACAAUACACACACUAUUUUUCCAAAAGAAGUGUUCGUGCUUGAGUCUUGGUCCAGUUGGGCUUCCACACACUAAACGUUUGUCUGGUGCAGGUCAGUUGAGAGACGAAGAAUUGAGAUUUGUUAAAUAAAACACAGGUAAAUAAGUAAGCCACAGCAUGCAAGAAUUGUUUGGUUCCUUUUUGCAAUGCACUGGACAUUAACCUUUCCAAAAGGAAUCAUGUGAUCAGAUCCAAAAUGAAUGUUGUUUGGUGCAAGGGCUGAAUGCUAAAUUUUAUAGGCUACAAAAACGGAUUGCAUUUAAAGUUGGAGAUGCAUUAACACCUUAUUGUUACUUUAAGGCAUCAAAAUGUAUGGACAGAAUUAUGUUCUGUCCUGUCUCAUCACCUCAUUUUGAGUGUUUUGUGUGUACAGUAUAUAUGUCUUUUUGAUGACUGAUGUGACUUUUUUUGUAUUAUGCUUUGUGUGCCAUGCAGAAUUCACUCAAAGAAGCCUUUUUCUAUGACAGUUCUAUAAAAUAUUGCUAUGCUUAUAUUAUCACUAACACCAUUUAGAACCACUGUUGAUCAUUUUUUGUUAUUUUGUAUAAAGCACACCUUUUUUUUUUUACCGGCUCACUGCAGGAAAAAAAAAAUCUCUAGAGACUUUACUGUAAAUAUAUUAAAUGAGCUGAUGAUUGAUUAGGUCAAGUUUUUGUGAUUGAGAACAUCUUAAUGAAAAUAAAAUUGGGUAAAAAU